AUGGCUAAAGCGAGUAAUCAGCAACAGUUAGAUGCCGAAGUACGAAUGUGGCCAAUAGAAAAUGAAGUACCGUUAUCAACAGUUGGCUUGAUUGAUGUGAUAAAAAUGGCACGAAGUUGGCGAAAACGUGCACCUGAAAGGCCAGAAACAAAGCCAACUAUUGUUAUGUCGCAUAAUGGUGUGAAUCGUUGCGGUAUUUACAUAGCUGCCAAUGUAUGCAUCGAUCAGAUGGAUAUGGACCACGAAGUGGAUGUCUUUCAUGCAGUUAAAUUAAUUCGAAUGAAUAGGCCUCAACUUGUUGACAGAGACGAAUAUAAGUAUUUGUACGAUUUAAUGCUUCACUGGUAUAUGACCAAUCCGGAAUAUCGUAAUUUCGAUCAAAAAGAAGAAUCAAAAGAUUCAAGGUUCUACAGUAAUACGAUAAAUAAUUCGAUCUUUUCAAAUAAUCCGACCACACUGGAUGCCAAUCAUGUUACUUGA
Molecule: messenger RNA, 480 nt
Organism: Thelazia callipaeda (thelaziosis nematode)
Lineage: Eukaryota; Metazoa; Nematoda; Chromadorea; Rhabditida; Thelaziidae
Source: the annotation of a GenBank genome assembly